Molecule: messenger RNA, 1801 nt
Organism: Arabidopsis arenosa
Lineage: Eukaryota; Viridiplantae; Streptophyta; Magnoliopsida; Brassicales; Brassicaceae
Source: the annotation of a GenBank genome assembly
ACAAGAACGAGAGAAGCCCGCUUACGUGGUUUCUACACUGUUUUUUGACGAACCCACCAAGCUCGCUCGAGUAGAUCGAUUCGUUUGUUUUGAUUCCAAAUCGGAGAAAAUGGGCAAAGUAGCUGUUGGAGCGACUGUUGUUUGCACGGCGGCUGUUUGUGCGGUGGCUGUUUUGGUUGUUCGACGACGGAUGCAGAGCUCAGGGAAGUGGGGACGUGUUUUGGCCAUCCUUAAGGCUUUUGAAGAGGAUUGUGCGACUCCGAUCUCCAAACUGAGACAAGUGGCUGAUGCUAUGACCGUUGAGAUGCAUGCUGGUCUUGCCUCCGACGGUGGUAGCAAACUCAAAAUGCUUAUCAGCUACGUUGAUAAUCUUCCUUCUGGGGAUGAAAAGGGUCUCUUUUAUGCAUUGGACCUAGGUGGAACAAACUUCCGUGUCAUGCGUGUGCUUCUUGGCGGGAAGCAAGAGCGUGUUGUUAAACAAGAAUUCGAAGAAGUUUCGAUUCCUCCCCAUUUGAUGACUGGUGGUUCAGAUGAGUUGUUCAAUUUUAUCGCUGAAGCUCUUGCAAAGUUUGUCGCCACAGAAUGCGACGACUUUCAUCUCCCGGAAGGUAGACAGAGGGAAUUAGGUUUCACUUUCUCGUUUCCGGUUAAGCAGACUUCUUUAGACUCUGGUAGUCUCAUCAAAUGGACAAAAGGCUUUUCCAUUGAAGAAGCAGUUGGACAAGAUGUUGUUGGAGCACUUAAUAAGGCUAUGGAAAGAGUUGGGCUUGACAUGCGAAUCGCAGCACUUGUUAAUGAUACCGUUGGAACUCUAGCCGGUGGUAGAUACUAUAACCAGGAUGUUGUUGCUGCUGUUAUUUUAGGCACUGGGACAAACGCAGCCUAUGUUGAGCGUGCAACGGCGAUCCCCAAAUGGCAUGGUCCGCUUCCAAACUCAGGAGAAAUGGUUAUAAACAUGGAAUGGGGAAACUUCAGGUCAUCACAUCUCCCAUUAACAGAGUUUGAUCACUCGCUGGAUUUCGAGAGUCUGAAUCCAGGCGAGCAGAUUCUUGAGAAAAUCAUUUCCGGUAUGUACUUGGGAGAGAUUUUGCGAAGAGUUCUUCUAAAGAUGGCUGAAGAUGCUGCUUUCUUUGGCGAUACCGUCCCAUCUAAGCUGAGAAUACCAUUCAUCAUUAGGACCCCUCACAUGUCGGCUAUGCACAACGACACUUCUCCAGACUUGAAGAUUGUUGGGAGCAAGAUUAAGGAUAUAUUGGAGGUCCCUACAACUUCUCUGAAAAUGAGAAAAGUUGUGAUCAGUCUCUGCAACAUCAUAGCAACCCGAGGCGCUCGUCUCUCUGCUGCUGGAAUCUAUGGUAUCCUGAAGAAACUGGGAAGAGAUACGACCAAAGACGAGGAGAUGCAGAAAUCGGUUAUAGCCAUGGAUGGUGGAUUGUUUGAGCAUUACACUCAGUUUAGUGAGUGUAUGGAGAGCUCACUAAAAGAGUUGCUUGGAGACGAAGCUUCAGGAAGCAUUGAAGUCACUCACUCCAAUGAUGGAUCAGGCAUUGGAGCUGCGCUUCUUGCAGCUUCUCACUCUCUGUACCUUGAAGACUCUUAAAACCUUCCCAACAAGCGCCAUUUUUCGGUAAUUUAAUGAAGCUUUUCGCCAUCAGAAAACGCCUAAGCGAAGGUCUCAGGCGUCAUAAAAGAAAAGCAUUCUAUGUUUUUCCUCUUCCCCAAGACUUUCUUGUAGCAAAUAAGUUUCCUUGGGAGAAAUAUUUGUUUUCAUGCUCUUCAAAAAUAAAAGACUCAGUUCUUC